AUGGCAUCCGAAAAUAAAUUCACCACAUCUGAAUUUGAACUUCUCAACGAAACAGGUCAAGGCACCUUGUUCGCCAUCAAGAAAGACGGCGAUCCUGGCGUAAAAUACAUUGCUCAGCCCCACGGCAUUCUGAAUGGAUCCAAUGUUGAAGGCGCCGACAAGCAGAAGAUUGUUGACGAAACGGUGGCAUUUUACAACCUCAUGUACGACUUGCAAGUCGGCUCUACUAUCGCUCAAAUCUUCAACCACGAAAACAUCGUCUCCAUCGCUGGCUACAUAACAACACAUCCCGUGACGGCAGCUUCAGAGCGCGCCCAUCUCGAGGAGUACAUCGUAUGGGACUAUUGCGACGCCUCAAAUCUCAGUGCGCUUUUCCAAAGCAAGCCCUAUUCGUCCACCAAAUUUUAUCUGCCCGAGUCACUCUGCUGGCAUGUCUUGACGUCGCUGCUCAGCGCCAUCACGUACCUCCAUGACGGAAAGCGGCUCUUUCUAGACACAAAGGCAGCGGCGGGAGAAGAAAAGAGGUGGGAGUCGGUGGAUCAAGACUGGCACCCGAUCCUGCACCGGGCGAUUGAACCAAGAAACAUCUUCUUCCAGCAUCCUCGUGGCAUCGAGACGUACGGGCUGUGUAAGCUGGGCAACUUUGAGCAUGCGGUGGUGACGAACCAUGUGAUUACGCCCAAUGGAGGAUAUGCCACGGGGCAGGACGUUGAAAUCAGCAGAGCGAUGGCCCCGUAUCGUGGACUUGAGACGUUGGAUAUGACGCGCCAUCAGUUGCUUGAAAGCACUGAAACGUAUACAGCGAUGGCACGAUGGGAGCUGACCAUGGCACAGGAGAACCGCCCUUAUACCGUCGCCGAUGAACUCUUUUCUAUUGGGUCCGUCAUAUUCACCAUGAUGACCGGGCGGAAACCAGUCACGUCCUACGAGAACUACCGCCGGUGUCACAUCACGUCGUCUUCUCCUCAAGACAGCGAGCAAACAUCUUGCGACCAACAAAACACUACACAAUUGGAACUCCAUCCACAGCCACGUCACCCCAGCUGCCACGAGCCAGCCAUCAACACCGACAGUUAUCUGGUCAGGGCGCAAUAUUCGGAACAACUGCGAGACAUGGUGCGAUGCCUGCUUGAGUGCGACCAAGGCAGCCACAAGGCGCAGAUGGACAGAGUUCUGCCGACAACCAUGCUCGCAAUGCAGCGCUAUCAGCACUGGAAGCUUCAUAGCGUGCAAGGGAAGCUGUACAAGGACAUUGAGGACGACAUGGCAGCGAGAUGCGGCGCCAAGAUGCGGAUGGAGAGGUAAAAUGGGGCCUUGGUUCCUCGGUCCAUGUCUGUGGAGCGUCUGCCUCUGGAUCUAAUAAAACGGGCAUCAUUUAGCUUGCAUGCCGCUAAAGAAAGAUGGUGCGUCGAGGGAUAUUCGCGCAUUCGUUUGCUCAGAGUGCGGUGCGGUUAGUUGCUCGUAUGCGAUGAU
Messenger RNA from Trichoderma asperellum CBS 433.97, 1473 nucleotides. The record is from RefSeq and is a predicted model, not a curated record. Lineage: Eukaryota; Fungi; Ascomycota; Sordariomycetes; Hypocreales; Hypocreaceae.